UUUUAAUUAUUCUAUCUUUUAGAAAAAAGUAGUUAUUUACAGCUAUUAAUUAUUAUGUCUCUUCUUUUCGUAUGUUUUGUCAUUGUUGUUGUUGUUAAUUUUAUAUCUUUUUUGGGUAUAGAUGUGAUUUCAUCUUUGAUAUUUACUAUAUAUUCCAACUUUUCCCCAUAUGAAUUAUCGUCUAUUAUUAGAAGAUAUAGAUUACUUCAACGCUCUGCGCUUCAAACAAAAAAAGAGCUUUCUAAUACAAGUAGCGUAGACGAAUUUGCUAAAUGGGCAAAAUUAAAAAGAAAAUAUGAUAAAGAAAUUUCAGAAUUAGAAAAAUCAACAGCAGAAAUGAAUAAUCAGAAAUACUAUUUUAAUAUCAGAAUGCGUAUAAUAAUUUGGUUAUGUACAAACGGCCUGCAAUAUAUUAUUCAGUGGUAUUAUCGUAAAAUACCAGUAUUUUGGCUGGCAAAAGGCUGGUUUCCACAUUAUAUUGAAUGGAUUUUAUGUUUUCCAAUGGCUCCUAUUGGAUCUGUUAGUGUAAGUAUAUGGUUUUUUGUCGCCAAUCAUGUUGUUUCAGAAACAUUUUGUAUUAUAAAAAAUUGUUUUUUUGAAAACCAAGUAAAGCGUAAUAUAAACUCUAAAAUUCAUUCAAGUAUAAUGUCAGAAAAAAAGGAAUAAUAGGAAAGAUACUAAAAAUGACGGUAUUUUAUAUGGUUUAAAGCAAUUUUAUAUAAAAAUAUAAGUUUUAUCAGAUUUUAAUAUUUUUUUAUGUAAGUAUUAUUUAUUUUUAUUAUAUUGAUAAUUAAUCCCCAACUUUUUUAAUAAUUUCAUUUUCUUCUUAAGACGCUUGUUAUUUCUUUUCUGCAAUCUUAUCCAUUGCUCUUUAGUUUUUGCUUCUUCAAGACGUUUUAUGGUUAUCCUAGACCAUGGUAUUGGUUUAAAUCGUCUAUUUGCGCCAAUAAAUAUAGAUUUAUGAAGCUUCUCUUUAGAAACAACAGAACAUUUUAAAAUAUGUCCAAAAAGUAAAUAAUUAUUCAUUGUUUUUGCAACAAUUCUAGCUACAUCAGAAGAUUCAAAUUCUAUGAAUGCAUAAUGCUUUGAUUUCCCUGUCUAUUAAAAUUAGAAAUAUGUUUCAGGAGUAAAUAUCAUACUUUUCUAUUACGAGAUAGCUUAAUACGAGUUACUGCGCCAAAUUGCUCAAAAUAGUUCUUCAUUUCUAGUUCAUAGAAUCCAUGUGGAAUCCUUCCCAAAUAUAUUACUUUAGAUAGCUCCUAAG
This is a messenger RNA of Pneumocystis murina B123, 1264 nucleotides long. RefSeq lists its product as hypothetical. The transcript has 4 exons. Bases 55 to 666 code for a protein of 203 amino acids. Lineage: Eukaryota; Fungi; Ascomycota; Pneumocystomycetes; Pneumocystales; Pneumocystaceae. The record is from RefSeq and is a predicted model, not a curated record. Gene Ontology annotation, cellular component: GET complex. Gene Ontology annotation, biological process: tail-anchored membrane protein insertion into ER membrane.